GAAAAAGUGCGCAGGAACAAUUCUAUGAAACAAUUUUUACCAGUGUCAUCAAAAAAAAAAAAAAAAAAGCAAAGACAAAAGAAAUACCACACCUUCACAAAAUCCAAAAGCAUGCAUUAUAACAUAUGCUGUGAGAGAAGGAAACUUUACAGUGCUUUCUUCUGAAGCAGAGAAAGGAGAGACACACAAGGGAUGAGAAUGAAUGACACAGAGAAUACCACCUACGAUUACUUCUAUCACAAUUAUGAAGCCAGCAGCCCCUGCAGCACAGAUGCCACCCUAACCAUGGGCCCUGGAUUUCGGUCAGCACUUUUUCUGACCAUCUUCGUCCUCGGUAUCAUUGGUAACUUUGUUGUUCUGUGGGUCCUCAUCCGGUUCAUCAAGCUGAAAAGCCUUACAGAUGUCUGCCUCCUGAACCUGGCCAUCUCUGACCUGUUGGUGGUGCUCUCACUGCCCCUGUGGGUAUACCGUGCUACAGAGCAGGGGCUAAACAACAACAGCUUUUGUAAAAUCACUGUAGGUGUCUACCGGAUAGGGCUCUACAGCGGGUUCCUGUUUGUGUGCCUGAUGAGUGUCGAUCGCUACCUGGCCAUUGUCCAUGCUGUGGCUGCAAUGCGUGCCAGGACCCUUCGGUAUGGGGUAAUCGCAAGUGUGAUCAUCUGGACCACGUCCAUUUGUGGCGCACUGCCAGAUAUAAUAUUCACUGUAGUUUUUGAAGAGGAAGGUGUGCUAUCCUGCCAAAUUGGCUAUAAUACAGAAUCGGUGACGACUUUUAAACUCAUCCGUAGCUUUGCGGAGAAUGCAGUGGUGCUCUUUGUCUUCCUCCCUAUAAUGCUGUUUUGCUACAGCAAAAUCCUGGCUGUAUUACUGAGGACUCGGAACUCCAAUAAGCACAGAGCCAUGAGGCUGGUCUUUGCAAUUGUCGGCUUGUUUGUGGUCACCUGGGUUCCAUACCACAUGGUGGUUUUCGUGAUCGAUUUAAGGGCUCUGGAUGUUGAGAACCAUUGUGGGGCAUCGAGAUGGACAGAUAUGGCCCUGGACGUAACGGAGAGCAUCACCUUGGCACACUGCUGCGUGAACCCAAUCAUCUACGCUUUUGUGGGAGAGAAGUUCCGGAUGCACCUGAAACACGUGCUGUCCAGAAUACCAAUCUGUGGAGCUUUCUGCCAGUUUUCAGUGAUCCACAGCAAGGUGUCUGAGAACGAUACGUCCAACAUGACGGUUUGACAGCAGUCCAACAGUACAACAUCCCAGAAACAAGAGAGCUGUUCUGUUGAGCUCCCACUUUCAUCAACCAUUUCCUGCAUUUGUGGACAUUAUCGUAUGAUCUCAGUGCACGGCUUAUAAUUUGCAGGUGGGAAAAUGGAAUUUAUAUUUCCAUGUACAAUAUUGAAUAUCCAAUGGACACACAGUCUUUUAAAAGGUCUUAUACUGUAGGUCUAAGAACAGCCAAUUAUAUCAGCUGAAAUAACAAAGGGGCAUGAAUGCAUGUUGGUAAGAAUAUUGGGGGUCUAUUCAUUCAGUGCAUAAAGUGCAUAUUGCCUAUUGAAAUAUCAUAAAUAAAUGGAAUAUUGCUAAUUUCCUUGAUAGCUCCAAAAGUUCCCAAGUAAUCCAAAGUAAAGCCUUGAAAGAUACUGCUGGAUUAAAAUCAUAUUCCUGAAUAUGAAAUAAAACUGCACAAUAACUGGAAA
Messenger RNA from Conger conger (European conger), 1691 nucleotides. Its product is annotated as C-C chemokine receptor type 4. The transcript is spliced from 2 exons. Gene Ontology annotation, cellular component: membrane. The record is from RefSeq and is a predicted model, not a curated record. Gene Ontology annotation, biological process: G protein-coupled receptor signaling pathway; chemotaxis; immune response. Bases 193 to 1227 code for a protein of 344 amino acids. NCBI's taxonomy places the organism in Eukaryota, Metazoa, Chordata, Actinopteri, Anguilliformes, Congridae. Gene Ontology annotation, molecular function: chemokine receptor activity.